UAGACAGAGCCAGCCUCCAUGACUCUCUCCACACCCUGCAGCUCACAUCAUCCCGCUUGGUAUUCGUGACUCGUGAGCAACUAAUCCAAGAGAGAGCAAUGGAUGCCGGGGAGUUAUCAUGGGGCGCGCGGUGCGCGGGACUGAUCUUCUUCAGCCUGUCCAUCUUCUCGGUGGCGCUCGCCGCGGUGCUCCUGCUCGUCCGCCGGUGGCCCAACCCCUGGUGCGGCUGCCACGUGUGCCGGGCGUACCUCACGGGGUCAUGGGCCAAGGACUUCACCAACCUUGCCGACUGGUACGCGCACCUGCUGCGCGAGUCGCCGACGGCCACCGUCCACGUCCACGUCCUCGGCUGCACCGUCACCGCCAACCCGGCCAACGUCGAGUACAUGCUCAAGGCCCGCUUCGACAACUUCCCAAAGGGCAAGCGCUUCGCCGCGCUCCUCGGCGACCUCCUCGGCGCCGGCAUCUUCAACGUCGACGGCGACGCCUGGCGCCACCAGCGCAAGAUGGCCAGCCUCCAGCUCGGCAGCGUCACCGUGCGCUCCUACGCCUACAAGAUCGUCGCCCAGGAGGUGGAGGCCCGCCUCCUGCCGGUCCUGGCCGACGCCGCCGACAAGGGCAAGGUAGUCGACCUCCAGGACGUGUUCCGGCGGUUCGCCUUCGACACCGUCUGCAAGAUCUCCUUCGGGCUCGACCCGGGAUGCCUCGACCUCGACAUGCCCAUGUCGGACCUGGCGAACGCGUUCGACACCGCCUCGCGGCUCUGCGCCAUGCGGGGCGCGGCGGCCUCGCCGUUGGUGUGGAAGAUGAAGCGGAUGCUCAACAUUGGGUCCGAGAGGGAGCUCAAGAAGGCCAUCAAGCUCGUCGACGACCUCGCGUCGGCCAUGAUUCUGCAGCGCCGGACUCUGGGUUUCGACAACACCCACGACCUUCUGUCCCGCUUCAUGGCCUCGGACGUCGCCAUGGACGACAAGUAUCUCCGCGACAUCGUGGUCAGCUUCCUCCUCGCCGGCCGGGACACGGUCGCCUCCGCGCUUACCAUGCUCUUCCUCCACCUUCACAAGAACCCUCAAGUCGCGGCCGCCAUUCGCGCCGAGGCCGGCGGCGACAAGCCGUCCACCUACGAGCACCUGAUGAGCCUGCAGUAUACCCACGCGGUGCUGUUCGAGAACAUGCGGCUGUUCCCGCCGGUGCAGUUCGACUCCAAGUUCUGCACCGCCGCGGACGUGCUCCCGGACGGCACCUACGUGGAGGCCGAGUCACGCGUGAUGUACCACCCGUACGCCAUGGGACGCAUGCCCAGCAUCUGGGGCGCCGACUACGAGGCGUUCCGCCCCGACCGGUGGCUCACCGGACCCGGCGGUUCGUUCGCGCCGGCGAGCCUGUACAAGUACCCGGUGUUCCAGGCCGGCCUCCGCGUGUGCCUUGGCAAGGAGCUGGCCAUAACUGAGAUGAAGGCGGUCGGCGUGGCCGUGGUGAAGGCGUUCGACGUGGAGGUGGUCGGAGAGAACGGCCGUAGGGGCUGGGCGCCGACAUUUGUGCCUGGGCUCACGGCGUCCAUCAGCGGCGGCCUCCCAGUGAGGAUCAUCAAACGCACUUUGACUCCGAAUUCAUAAUUCAUAUCUCUACUUCUAAGGAAGCAAUUGGUAGUCUUGCUUUCAAGUUUUUUUAGUCCCAUCUUCCAUGGUUUUUUUCGUCCUAAAAAAAUCUACGAAAUUUCGUAGGUUAACCAGGGACAAUUCCCACCUCCCAGGUUUUUUUUCGUCCCAUCUUCCAUGAUUUUUUUUGGUACCUCGUCCCACCUCACACUAAGCCGCCACGAACCGCAAAAACCGCCUACCUUAGCCAAAUCAACAAAUCUCUCUCAUUAAUGCAAUUUUCUUUAGGAAACAAAUAAUAGAUUCUUUUCUACCUUAGCCAAAUCAACGGAUCUCUUCUAUUAAUGCAAUUUGCUUUAGCA
Molecule: messenger RNA, 1960 nt
Organism: Triticum dicoccoides
Lineage: Eukaryota; Viridiplantae; Streptophyta; Magnoliopsida; Poales; Poaceae
Product: cytochrome P450 94C1-like
Exons: 1
Coding region: 99-1616 (505 amino acids)
Molecular function (GO): oxidoreductase activity, acting on paired donors, with incorporation or reduction of molecular oxygen; monooxygenase activity; heme binding
Source: RefSeq, a predicted model, not a curated record